This is a messenger RNA of Dama dama (fallow deer), 8637 nucleotides long. Its product is annotated as T-lymphocyte surface antigen Ly-9-like. The transcript has 3 exons. The coding region runs from base 2890 to 3324 and encodes 144 amino acids. NCBI's taxonomy places the organism in Eukaryota, Metazoa, Chordata, Mammalia, Artiodactyla, Cervidae. The record is from RefSeq and is a predicted model, not a curated record.
AUAGACAUUCCCAUGCUUGUAACUUCUUCUCUAAAAUAUUAUAAUAGUUUCCUAACUAGCUAUUCCGUCUCCAGAUUUUCUCCUUUUUAGUCCUUCUGAUGCCACUUUGCAAAGCUCAAUUAUGACUGUUGUAUAACCAUCAAUGGCUCCUUGUGGUCUUUUUCUGUUACUCAAAAGGCAAGAUAACCUAGUGGUCAUGUGUAUAAAUUCUUUAAUAUUUAUUUAUGUAUUUAUUUUUGGCUGCAUUAGGUCUUAGUUGCAGAUGCUGGAUCUUCGUUGUGGCACACAGGCUUCUCUCUAGCUGUGGCACGGGCUCCAGAACAUGUGGGCUCUGUGGUUUGUGGUAGACAGGCUCUCUAGUUGAGGAGCAUGGGCUCAGGAGCUGCGGUGUACAGGCUUAGUUGCCCUGCGGCCUGUGGGAUCUUAGUUUCCCGACCAGAGAUCCAACCUGCAUCCCCCGGUUGGAAGACGGAUUCUUAACCACUGGACCACCAGUGUAAAAGGCCUGAGUUCAGAUAAUACUGUCUUUCAAUCUUAGCUCUCCUCCUUUUUAGUGAUCUUGGGCAUUUCAGUCUCUAAACCUUAGUUUCCUUACUUUGCAAAAUGAGGGCACCAACCUCUUAGUGUUGCUGUGAGGACUGCAAGGGACAGCAGGGAGUCCACAGUAUGCACUCAAUAGUGAGAGGGUAACAGGCAGGAGGGCCAGGGGUCUCCAAACGGAGGAAAGAGGCUGCAAGUGCCAGAUAUUUUUAUCUCUCUUAAGUGGCAGAAGGAAACAAAUCAGUGAUAUUUUUUCUUCUCUAUACAAAUUUAAAAGGAGGUUUCUCUUAAAAUGCUGUGUUGCCAUGACACCUGGUUUCACCUGAAGCUAACUACUCUCAAACCUUGAGUUAACCAAUACAUUUCUUUUUCUUAUGGAAAUGUUGUCUUAAGCUAUGACUCUAUCUUCAAGUUGGUUCUGCCAAAUGGCUCAACCUACUUACUCCGGUAUUUUUCCCCUAAUCUAUGUAAACAAAACUAUUUGUUGGUAAUCUGCCCUUCUACAAGAUUCAAGUCAAUCGUUUUAUGGCCAGGGAUGAAUUAUCUGGUGCCAUUCUAAGUUUUACAACAUUCCUUUCUUUUCAUUAACAGAUUGUGAGUGACUAUAUAACAAUAAUGUAUCCUGCCUGAGGACACUCUUUGGAUUAAACCCUCUGGCAAAUUCUGUUAUCUUAAAACAUAAAUUAUGGGAGUAGGUCUGGUCUUUACAAGAAUGUAUCCUGCCUGAGGACAAUCUUUGGAUUAAACCUUCUGGCCAACUCUGUUAUCUUAAAAUGUAAAUUAUGGGAGUAGGUCUUGUGAGGUCUUUACAACCUCCAGACAUUCUUUGGAUUCAUUGGAGAGUAUAUAACUCCAUUGCUAAUACUAGCAAAGGGGUACUCUUUUGCCCCCUUCUGAUGCCUAUGUCAGAAGCUUUCUCUAUCUCCUUUAUACUUUAAUAAAACUUUAUUACACAAAAGCUCUGAGCAAUCCAGCCUCGCCUCUGGCCCCGGAUUGAAUUCAUCUCCUCCGGAGGCCAAGAAUCCCGCGUCUUAUCAUUCAGCAACAACCUUUCAAUAGGAGAUAACUUUGUGUGUCGGGGCAGGGAGGCUCAGACAUAUCCAACUCUUUGUGAACCCAUGGACUGUAGCUCACCAGGCUUCCUCUGUCCAUGGGAUUCUCCAGGCAAGAAUACUGGAGUGGCUUGCCAUUUCCUUCUCCAGGCGAUCUUCCUGACCCCGGGAUAGAACCUGCAUCUCUUGUGUCUCCUGCACUGGCAGACACAUUCUUUACCACUAGCACUACCUGGCUCCCCAGGUAGAUAAGUACUAUUAUCACUCAAUAUCUGGCCAGGUCGCCUUUAGUCUACUUUUUUCCUAUGUAAAACUCAUAGGGGGCAGUAUUGAGUAGCAGGUAAGAACACCAGGGGUCAGACUACCUGCAUUCAAAUCCUGGCCCUCCCACUUAAACUUGGGCAAAUAUUCAACCUUAAUGUGCUCUGUUUUUUCAUCUGUGAAACAUAAAUAAGGAUAUUUAUUAUCUAUGUUUAAUAGGGUUUUAUGCAGAAUGAAUGAAUUUAUUCAUGAAAAGCAUUAUUUUUAGAACAGUGCCUGACAUACAGUUGGCACCUAAAAAGUAUAAGCCAUUAUUAUUCUACAUGUAGAUCAAAUGGGUUGAUUGAUAUGCCCCAAAGGCAGUAGAGGUCCACCCAGUUGUUUAUAGCAGCCACCCAUUCUGAUUGUCCUAUGCCCAAACCAGGUGGUUGCUAAAUAUUUUAAAUAUCAUCCUUUUCCAAAAGAGAGGGUGCCUCAAGUUUCAUACCUGCCUUUAGUCAUGCUGUUCUCUCCACCAAGAAUACACUUUCACUCAUCAAAGUCCCAGUGUGAAGGCCCACCUUAAUUCAGUCCUUUCAUAAGCUCUUCUCUGCUUCCGACCUGGAGACUAUGUCCUCUCACUCAUGCGCUUUUCUCAUAGUUUUCCUAUGACAUUGUCAGAGUUGGCCUUACAUAAUUUGAUUUAUGUAUGUACCUGACUCCCAGCUAGACAGUGUACUCCUUCAACACCAGGUCUAAUUCACCUUUAUGUUUCCCCAGAAUACUGCUCACUGAGAGCUGCUAAGUCCAUCACAUGUCACACUCAAAGAAUGUUUAUCAAAUGAAUGAAUAAGUGAGCACUUGAAAGAAAGGAGGAGGGGGGAGGGGAAUGGAGCCCCAUGAGGGAAGACAGGAAAACUUUCCUUCUCCUCCAGUUCUCUAGGCCUCAUCUGGGAUAGGAGUCAGAGCAAAGCGAGAGAGAGGGGGUGCUGGUACAUCCUUUACCAAUCCUGAACAAUGUGUUCCAGAGCCCACUGCUGGACACACACCAUACUUCAUGCUUUCCCAAGGGUGUGAGAAGCUGGACACUUUCCCUAAGGCUGUCAGGCAUGCCUCCGACAGCAGCUCUGACAGCAAUGGAACAACUGAGGAGGAUGAGGAGAGGACAGGGAUGCACCAGCCCAUCAAUGGAAGAGACCAGAUGUGUGACUCGGUCACUCAGGAGGACGCCAGACUUGACUCGGACUCUGAGGACCAAGCAGAGUAUGAUCUCGUCACUCCAGAUAACAUGGCACCAGCCCUUGUGGUUGAAGGGGAAACGGUGUACACACAAGUGUUCCUUAACUUGCAGGGAAAGACUCCAGUUCCUCAGAAGAAAGAGAAUUCAGCCACAGUCUACUGCUCUAUACAGAAACCUCAGAAGGUUGUGCCACCACCACAACAGAAUGACCUUGAGUCUCCUGAAAUACCUACCUAUGAAAAUGUCCCCUGAAAAGAAAAGCAGCUACCUCCCUCAGUGAGGUUGGAGAGGCUGCUAGACCUAAUAAGGCCCGGGCCCCUGCAGACAGAAGAACUUCAGAAUUUCCUUCAUUGUCUCAGAUACGCCUGGAUUUGGGCCUCCUCUUUUUCUCACACCUCAUUACUUCCCAAAUCCAUCAACAGAUCAGACAGCCUCUGGGCUCCGUUUGUCUCCUUCUAUGCUCAUAUAGUACAACCUCUCAGCUCAGAUGCAUGCCUCAAAACUCUGCCAAGGCUUGUCAUGUCGUCAAAGAGGACCAGGAUCUCCACGUGGUCCUAUAAACAGCUGCUAAGAUAAAUCUAACAGAUAAUCUCUCUUAUGAACUCAAAGAUCUAGGUGAAAUCAUGACCACUGUAGUAUUUUUUUAAAUAAAAGAAUAGAAAUAACCUAAGGGUCCAUUUAGUAGGAGUCUGAUUAAACACAUGAAAGUGUAUUCUUGCAAUGGCAAGGCCUGCCACUUUUUUAAAGAAGGAAAGUAGAGACUAACAUGUGUUAAUAAGAAGGAGCUCUAAGAUACGUCAUUUGAUGGACAGAACAAAGUCCUGGAAAGUGUGUAUCAUAUGUCACCAGUUGAAUAAAAAAGAAAUAGAUAGCUGUAUGUUUACAUAAAGAACAAUUCUGAAAGGAAAUACAAAAAAAUUAUCAGUGGCUGCCUCUGGGAGGAAGCUGGGUUGGUUUGGGGAUUUUUUUUAUUGCAUAUAUUUUGUACUGCUGGAUUUUUUAAACCAUUUGUGUGUAUUACUCUUUUUAACCAGUAUUCUUGGGCUUCCUUUGUGGCUCAGCUGGUAAAGAAUCUGCCUACAAAGCAGGAGACCUGGGUUUGAUCCCUGGGUUGGGGAGAUUCCCUGGAAAAGAAAAGGCUACCCACUCCAGUAUUCUGGCCUGGAAAAGUCCACGGGGUCGCAAAGAGUUGGACGCGACUGAGCAGCUUUCACUUUCACAUUAUUCUUUUUAUGUAUUUUUAAGCGUUUAAAAGCAAUGGAAUUCCAGUUGAGCUAUUUCAAUCCUAAAAGAUGAUGCUGUGAAAGUGCUGCAUUCUAUAUGUCAGCAAAUUUGGAAAACUCAGCAGUGGCCACAGGACUGGAAAAGGUCAGUUUUCAUUCCAAUCCCAAAGAAAGGCAAUGCAAAAGAAUGCUCAAACUACAGCACAAUUGCAUUCAUCUCACACACUAGUAAAGUAAUGCUCAAAAUUCUCCAAGCCAGGCUUCAGCAGUAUGUGAACCAGGAACUUCCAAAUGUUCAAGCUGGUUUUAGAAAAGGCAGAGGAACAAGAGAUCAAAUUGCCAACAUCUGCUGGAUCAUGGAAAAAGCAAGAGAGUUCCAGAAAAACAUCUAUUUCUGUUUUAUUGACUAUGCCAAAACCUUUGACUCUGUGGAUCACAAUAAACUGUGGAAAAUUCUGGAAGAGAUGGGGGUACCAGACCACCUGACCUGCCUCUUGAGAAACCUGUAUACAGGUCAGGGAGUAACAGUUAGAACUGGACAUGGAACAACAGACUGUUUUCAAAUAGGAAAAGGAGUAUGUCAAGGCUGUAUGUUGUCACCCUGCUUGUUUAACUUAUAUGCAGAGAACAUCAUGAGAAAUGCUGGGCUGGAGGAAGCACAAGUUGGAAUCAAGAUUGCUGGGAGAAGUAUCAAUAACCUCAGAUAUGCAAAUGAUACCACCCUUAUAGCAGAAAGUGAAGAACUAAAGAGUCUCUUGAUGAAAGUGAAAGAAGAGUGUGAAAAAGUUGGCUUAAAGCUCAACAUUCAGAAAAUUAAGAUCAUGGCAUCCGGUCCCAUCACUUCGUGACAAACAGAUGGGGAAACAGUGGCUGACUUAAUUUUUCUGGGCUCCAAAAUCACUGCAGAUUGUGACUGCAGCCAUGAAAUUAAAAGACGCUUACUCCUGGGAAGGAAAGUUAUGACCAACCUAGACAGCAUAUUAAAAAACAGAGACAUUACUUUGCCAACAAAGAUCUGUCUAGUCAAGGCUAUGGUUUUUCCAGUAGUCAUGCAUGGAUGUGAGAGUUGGACUAUAAAGAAAGCUGAGCACCGAAGAAUUGAUGCUUUUGAACUGUGUUGUUGGAGAAGACUCUUGAGAGUCCCUUGGACUGCAAGGAGAUCCAACCAGUCCAUCCUAAAGGAGAUCAGUCCUGGGUGUUCAUCGGAAGGACUGAUGUUGAAGCUGAAACUCCAAUACUUUGGCCACCUGAUGCAGAGAGCUGACUCAUUUGAAAAGACCCUGAUGCUGGGGAAGAUUGAGGGCAGGAGGAGAAGGAGACGACAGGGGAUGAGAUGGUUGGAUGGCAUCACUGACACAAUGGACAUGGGUUUGGAUGGACUCUGGGAGUUGGUAAUGGACAGGGAGGCCUGGCGUGCUGCCGUUCAUGGGGUCACAAAGAGUUGGACACGACUGAGCGACUGGACUGAACUGAAGCAUUUAAAAUGUCCCUUCUGUAUAAGAUUCCCAUAUUUACCCGAAAAGAAUUUUCCUCCUUAUUGUCAUGUCCAGAUGUAUAUGAGCCAUAGCUCUCUUCUCCCCCAAACAGUCGCCUCCAUCCUGUCUCCCUGCCUAUAAGUUACACUUCUCUUGACUUAACAUUCGUGAUACUCUUGUGUGCACUUGUGUUACAUGUGCUUUGUGGCCCAUUUGUGUUUUUUAAUACUGUGCUUCCACUGUCAUCUGCCCCAGCACACGGUCUGUGGAAUCAGAGUGUCAUCUGUGGCCUGCAGUGGGUACUCCUGGGGAGCCAAGCAGUGCUUCAUACACAGCAGGAACUUAUUUACUGCUUUGUUCAUUGGUUGGUAAUUGCAUAGAUAAUUAUCUUUUUAAGGCAUUAUCACAGAGUUCAACAAAAAUAUAUUAGAUGAUAAUGAUAAUCAUUAUUACAUUCCAGAAUAGAGCAUCCCUGAAGUUGCUGGACCUAUAGAAUCUCUUUUGCUCCUUAAAUGACUCUGCCCAGUUCAAUAUCUAUGCAACUUAAGAAAUGUAAAAGGCCAGCAGUAGGCAAUGGUUAGCAUCUCUGCUGUUCAUCUGAAUUGCUAUGACCCCUAUAAUUUGCUACUCCUUCUUCUCAUGAAACUCCUGACUCAGUUGCUCAGCUGCCCACAACUGCGUUGGAUCCUCUCCCCAUCCUUUUACAUUCUCCAAUUUUUACCCCGAUACUUUCUCCCAGAUGUGGUCUAUCGACUAGUCUCCAGGAAGAAGCUAACUUGACCAAUCACACACCCACAGGGGAGAAGGAUCCGAGGGGCAUAAGCAAGUGGCUAUCCCCCAAGACUAAGUGGGCGCUGGGAUCUGGGUACCCUAGAAUCUGCUGUUCCAGUGUGAACAAGGCUAGGAGACAACUAGUUCACGAGGAGUCCAGACUCCUCUCCAGCAGGAGUUAAACAGCGUGUGUUUAUUGAUGGCCCACAAGUGCCCUUUGGCUGGGAGAGGAAAAGUACAGAGUAGGGAAGAGAUCCAUUUCCAUUUUCUAUCCUAAAUUUCAGAAAAGAAAUUUAGAUUGCCUUUAAGUAAUAGCACAGAUCUAUAUUAAAUUCAUACCUUAAACACAGUGGGGCAGUUGAAGAAUCAGGCUCCAUGCAAUGUUACCUGUUGGGGUCUCUGACCAGGCCCUCUUCCAAUUCCCCCUUUCCUGAGCUCAGCCAGACUUUCAGCCUGCUCCCCACAGUCUUGUGGAAGGGUCUGGCUUGAAGGCUCAGGGGAGCCCAGCAAGGUGCCUGGUUCCUAACUGCUCAGCUGCCUGAGUCCUCCUUCCAGCAUUUGCCAUGGGGAGCAUCAGGACUCAGAACUUAAAUGACACUGUUUCUAAUAGUGAGGAAUGUGUAAAGAAGCCAAAAUAGAUGUUUAAUAAUGUGUUUGUAUAAAUCAAACAUCAUUCUGUAGGCAAAGUUGCUUCCACUGCCCGAUUAUUAGGAUGGCAUGGACUCUGGGUGAUUUUUCCACUCAGCGAUGGGCUUGAUUUGCAUUAUCUACUCUUGCUCCUGCCCACAUCCCUUUGUGACCAGAUGGCUAGAGGUAAAGUUUAAUAUGUAGUGGGGAAGUUUUUCCUCUGUAUUUGAGUAUAGCCCAGGCCUGUCCUCCUUGGAGAACUUGCCAGUGCCUUAGGGCUAUUUAGUAUACCUUCACAGAGGGACCUCUUUCUUCUCCUCUGAGCCCCCAUUAUCUUUCCUUCCUUUUUGGAGGAUGAGUCUGGGCAAAGAAGGGUCUAGAAAUGUGGUCAUCAUUGAUUAGGGAGGAGUGAAGAUGCGUCACCAGGGGAAAACCAGGGAAACAGAAUCUUAAUGUGAUAGUAACACCACAUUUACAUAGCACUUGGAGAUGACCAGCACUUGGACAUGCUGUGUCGUCUUUUGGAAACUACCCAACAUCUCUAUCUGUUCUUGUCUGGUCUGUGAGUUGAGAUGUUACUUAACAGCCUUGCUUUUAAAGCAGCUGUUAGAAAUCAUUUUCAAAUAAAUAAAUUUAUAUUUUAAAAAAAUAAAAGUAAUGUUAAAAAAAAAAGAAAUCAUUUUCAAAACAAAUAUAGACCACGCACAAACUCUUAUAUCGUCUCCAGACUAGGAACCACUCUGCAGAGACUCAUGUGGUAUCAUCCAUUGUGCUGAUUCCCAAAGCAGAAGUUGGGCUUUAAGAGAGGUGAGAACAGCCAUGGCAACUAGGAAUACAUGCAGAAGUUCUCCAGCUCCCUACGACUCAGUCGAGCAGGGUUCUCAGCUUUGGAAGUUCUUUUUCCAACCUGCAGAAGAAAAGAAGAACUUCAGACUCUCCCACUAAACGAUCCUUAUAACAGCCCUUUGGGCUAUGAAUUAUUAUCCCCAUUCAUCAUUCAUAACAGAAGGAAGCUCAGUUUGGGAAGGGAAAUAACUCAAGGUCAACAACUAGUGAGAAGUAAGGGGCUUGAAUCCAGUUCUUCUGGCUCCAUUUCUAGUGCUGUUAACCACACCAUGCUUCUUCAUGACCCACUUUGCCUUGGCCCACGCAGUGUCCUCUACAAACCUUGACUGUCCAUUUGGCUUUAAUGUGGGGCUGCAGCUCAAGUGCCAGAAAUUUCAGCGGGCACCCAUCCACACUCUCCCUUGUGACCCAUGGCAACAUCUUUAUCAGGCCACAGGUGGAAGCUCAGGUGUUAUAUGAGGCUGAUGAGCAGGGUGCUCUCCAUGCCUUCAAUUCUCUGGGUAUAAAUGGGAAGUAUAAUUACACUACCUCAUAGCAUUCUGUGAAGAUUAAAUGAGAUAGUGCACAUGAAGUCACUGGCAGGCUACCAUUCAUAUGUAUAUACAAUAAACUUCCAAUAAACA